Molecule: messenger RNA, 2190 nt
Organism: Dictyostelium purpureum
Lineage: Eukaryota; Evosea; Eumycetozoa; Dictyosteliales; Dictyosteliaceae
Exons: 5
Coding region: 1-2190 (729 amino acids)
Cellular component (GO): extracellular region
Source: RefSeq, a predicted model, not a curated record
AUGAAAACUUUAUUAUUAUUCCUUAUUUUAACAUCUUUUGCCUCAGUAAUUUAUUGUACAGUAGAGAAAAGCAAAACCCUAAUUCUUAAUGCACAGAUAUUCGAUCAAUAUCCAUAUUUCAAUAGAAAUUUUCAACCACCUGAUGGCAACCUCACUUUAAAUAUGGUUAAAUCUACUCUAGCAUCGAAUAAAAUCCCAGAACUAAAUAGUAAUUCAAGAGAUACUCUUGUUAAUACAGAGGGUAGAAUUCUGGUUCCCAAUCUAUUUGAUUUCUUUUUUAGAUCCAAUCCUCCACCAAGAAUGGGUGAAAUGUUCACAGAUGUAGAAUAUGAGGAAAACUGUGGAUAUAACAAACCAAUUUCAUAUGACAUAGUUUUCGAAUUAGAUGAAAAUGGAAUAUUCCAAUAUAAUAAUCAAUAUUUCUUCCCAAUCGAUUAUAAAGGUUUCGAUGUCAAUACCAAAUAUAGAAUUUAUAAAAACGAUACAAAAACAUAUCACAAUUUUCAUUUUUGUUUAAAAAUAAACAGCAAAUUCACAUAUCAAGGGUUUGAAGUAUUUGACUUCAUAGGUGAUGAUGAUGUUUGGGUAUUUAUUGAUAAUAAACUAGUUGUUGAUUUAGGAGGUGUUCAUGAAGCAUCGCAAAAGAAAAUUUAUUUAUAUAACCUUGAUAAUAUUACAUUGAUAAAAGGCAAAACUUAUUCAUUUGACUUUUACUAUUGCGAAAGACACACAACAAAAUCAACAAUAAAAAUUUCAACUUCAAUAGAACUAUUCUGUCCUGUAAUAGAUUAUUGUGGGGUUUGUAAUGGCGAUGGUUCAACAUGUUGUAAUGCUAAAUCUCAUUGCGAUGAUAAUGAUCUAUGUACAAUUGAUGCUUGCCCUACUCCAGAUACCUCAAUAGAUACAGCUCUAGGAAUUUCUUUUUAUUGUGAACAUGUAGAUAUAAAAAAUCCAUUAGAUGGAGAUAAAUGUAAUGAAAGAACAUGUAAGAAUGGUGAAUGGUUUAUUACAAAUACCACAAAUUGUGCUGAUUUAUCCUCACAGUGUAAAAUAAGUGAAGGUUGCGAUUUCAGUCUUGGUUGCCAAUAUAAAACAAAGUGUGACCAAAUUUGUCAUUCUAGCAAAUGUAAUAAUGGUGUAUGUGUAGAAAAAACAAGUACCGACUGUAUUAAUGAAUUAGAUGGCGGUAAAGAGGAUAAGUGCUAUACUUAUUCUUGUUCAAGCAAAGGUUGUCAAAAAACUUAUAAAUGCGAUACCUCCAAUCCAUGUAAGGUUCCAUCAUGCAACCCAAGCGUAGGUCAAUGUAGCUAUACUGAAACAUCCGGUAACGAUUGUUGUAGAGACAGAUGCUCAGCAGAUAAAGUAAAUAAAUGUCAAAUAGGUGUUUGUGAUAAGGCAACUGGUGGAUGCUUCGGUCAAAACAAAACCGUUGAUGAUGGUAAUCUUUGUACCAUAGAUUCAUGCGAUCUUGCUACCGGUAAUAUCAAAAAUGUUCCAAUUGUAUGUACUGGCUGUAGUGUAUGUAGUCCAACAACUGGUAAAUGUACUGCUGAUAAUAUACUUUGUGACGAUGGAAACCAAUGCUCAGCUGAUACUUGUAUAAUUUCCUCAUCAAAACCUUCUCAUGGUGAAUGUUCUUAUAAAGCAUCUACUCAUUGCAAUCUUGGCGAUAAAUGUAAAUUAUAUACUUGCGAUAGUGUUAAAGGUUGUAAUUCUACAGAUCUCGUUUGUCCUAAUGAAGGAAGAUGUCAAGUUGGUUAUUGUGAUAAGAAAUUAGGUUGUCAACUUAAAAAGAGAGAAUGUAAUUCAACAGCUUUUUGUAGAGAAUCAGAAUGUGAUGAACAGUUUGGAUGUAUUACAUUCGAUAAGAGAUGUGCUGCCGAUGAUGGUAGAUGUCAAAGUGGUGUAUGUUACAAUGCUACUGAAACCGAACCAGGUAAAUGUGUUUCAGUGGAUUACGAUCCCCAACCAUUUGUUUGUAGAACUGCUAUAGUAAUAUCAACUGCCGUUGUAGCUGGUGUAGUUGUAGCUGGUGCUGUUGCAUUGGGUGCUGCUAUUUUUGCAGGUAAAAAAGGCUAUGACUAUUGGAAAGACUCACAAGCAAAUAAAAUGGCCGCUUCAAAUUCAAACCCAUUAUAUGAAGUUAACCCAGAUUCAAAUGGUGUUAACCCACUAUAUUCAAAUAAUUAA